Molecule: messenger RNA, 780 nt
Organism: Cuscuta campestris
Lineage: Eukaryota; Viridiplantae; Streptophyta; Magnoliopsida; Solanales; Convolvulaceae
Source: the annotation of a GenBank genome assembly
AGGCUGAGAGAGAAAGUGUCAGAAUGCAAGCUCUAGAGAACCAAGAAGGAGAAGCCGAAGCACUUAGGGCUCAGCUAGAAAAACGUCAGGCUGAGCUACAAGAAAAGGCUAGAAAUGAAUUUAGUGCUCCUCCACAGAACCAAGAAGCAGAAGCAGAAGCAGAAACACUUAGGGCUCAGCUAGAAAAGCGACAGGCUGAGCUACAAGAAAAGGCUGGAAAUGAAUAUAGGGCUCCUCCACAGAACCAAGAAGCAGAAGUAGAAGUAGUAGCACUUAGGGCUCAGCUAGCAACGCAUCAGGCUGAGCUACAAGAAAAGGCUACAAAUGAAUUUAGUGCUGCUGCACAGAACCAUGAAACUGAAGCACUUAGGGCUGAGCUAGCAAAGGGUCAGGCUGAGGAGCAAGAAAAUGCUACAAAUGAAUUUAGGGCUUCUCCACAGAACCAAGAAGAAGAAGCGGAAGCAGAAGCACUUGAGGCUCAGCUAGCAAAGCAGCGUCAGGCUGAGCAACAAGAAAAGGCUAAAUAUGAAAAAAGGGCUGCUCGUGGAGAAAAAUCAAGCAAUCAGGCUCUCCGGAUGGAGAAGGAGCUUAGUGGGCAUUUAAAUGAUGAGGGGACACAUGGGGAUGUUGGAGGGUACAGUCCUGGCAGAAUUUUUGAGAGAGUAUGAAAUCAAUGAAUUGAGAAUGCAAGCUCUAGAGAACCAAGAAGCAGAAGCCGAAGCACUUAGGGCUCAGCUAGAAAAGCGUCAGGCUGAGCUACAAGAAAAGGCUAGAAAUGAA